Dromaius novaehollandiae (emu) is the source of this 1689-nucleotide messenger RNA. RefSeq names its product cytochrome b-c1 complex subunit 1, mitochondrial. Gene Ontology annotation, cellular component: mitochondrion. The record is from RefSeq and is a predicted model, not a curated record. Bases 74 to 1519 code for a protein of 481 amino acids. The transcript has 13 exons. Lineage: Eukaryota; Metazoa; Chordata; Aves; Casuariiformes; Dromaiidae. Gene Ontology annotation, molecular function: metal ion binding.
CUUCCCGCCCAUCCGUUCCCUCUCUCCUGCGCGUGCGCUGUCGGCCCGGCUCCGUCGGCGGCCGAGUGACAAGAUGGCGGCGUCCUCUAUGUGCCGGGUGGGCUGUGUGGCCGGGCGGGCUCUCCUGCGGGGCCCCCGCUCCCCCGCAGCCUUAUUGACUUUGACGAGGAACCGAGGUGUUGCUACUUAUGCCCAGGCACUCCAUAAUAUUCCUGAAACACAAGUCACCACUCUGGAAAAUGGUUUCCGGGUAGCUUCAGAGGAGUCUAAUCAGCCGACAUGUACGGUGGGUGUGUGGAUUGGGGUGGGGAGCCGCCAUGAAAAUGAGAAGAACAAUGGAGCUGGCUACUUCCUGGAACAUCUGGCAUUUAAGGGCACAAAGAAGCGUCCUUGUGCUGCCUUUGAGAAGGAAGUGGAGAGCAUGGGUGCUCACCUUAAUGGGUACACCUCGCGUGAGCAGACUGCCUAUUACAUAAAAGCCCUGUCCAGGGACAUGCCCAAAGUUGUCGAGCUUCUGGCUGACGUUGUGCAGAACUGUGCACUGGAGGAGUCUCAAAUCGAGAAGGAACGCGGCGUCAUCCUUCAGGAGCUGAAAGAAAUCGACAACAACUUGACGGAUGUUACCUUUGAUUACCUUCAUGCCACUGCUUUCCAGGGGACUGCAUUGGGCCGCACUGUUGAGGGGACCACUGAGAACAUCAAGCAACUGACUCGUGCAGAUCUAGCUUCGUAUGUUGAUACUAACUACAAGGCACCUCGUAUGGUCCUGGCAGCUGCUGGAGGUAUUUCGCACAAGGAGCUGGUAGAUGUAGCUAAGCAACACUUCAGUGGAGUGCCCUUCACUUACAAAGAGGAUGCUGUGCCUGUUCUCCCACGCUGCCGCUUCACUGGGAGUGAGAUUCGUGUCAGAGAUGAUGCUCUGCCCCAUGCCCAUAUUGCUCUUGCUGUGGAGGGCCCAGGAUGGGCUGAUCCUGACAACGUCACCCUCCUUGUGGCUAACUCUAUCAUUGGACGCUACGACCGCACAUUUGGAGGUGGUAAGAAUCAGUCCAGCAGGCUGGCUACACUUGCUGUGGAGCAUAAACUCUGCCACAGUUUCCAGACGUUCAACACCUCCUACUCUGAUACCGGCCUCUUUGGUUUCCAUUUUGUUUGUGAUCCUCUGUCCAUAGACGAUAUGCUGUAUUGCGCUCAGGGCGAGUGGAUGCGUCUGUGCACUAGUACCACAGAGUCGGAGGUGAAGAGAGCCAAGAACUUCCUCCGAAAUGCCAUGGUGGCUCAGCUGGAUGGUACUACCCCAGUGUGUGAGAAUAUUGGAAGCCAUCUCUUAAACUAUGGACGCCGUAUCCCUCUGGAGGAAUGGGAUUCCAGGAUUGCUGCUGUUGAUGCAAGAAUGGUGCGGGAGGUCUGCAGUAAAUACAUCUAUGACAAAUGCCCAGCAGUUGCAGCAGUUGGUCCCAUUGAACAGCUUUUGGAUUACAACCGUAUCCGCAGUGCCAUGUACUGGAUUCGUUUCUAGGAUGUGUCCCUGAAGGAUGGAAAUAGUGAAGUUGUGGACUGUGACAGGGCUCCUGAGGUUCUGUCUGGCUCUGAAUGUCUUGUGCGCCAGGGACAACAUUGGUCCUGUCAAAACGGCUGUCAUCUUGAUGUUAAAUGUGUAAUAAUAAAAAUAAAUAUAUCCUAAAUGGA